CAGAUUUUUCCAUUUAAACGCCAGAUUAAGGAAAAUUUUCAGCAGAUUCAAUCGAAAAUCAGACCCGAAACAUCAAAAUGAAAUUCAGCGCGGUUUUGUGUUUGGCAAUCGUCCUUUGCGUCGCCGUCUCCCAAUCGUCCGCAAGACCAGACAAAAGGAGGGCCGUCGCUCAAACGCUUGAACUUAGAUUGCCUAACAGACAUCAACGCCCCGUAGGCCAACAUUUGACUAAAGACAUCCGUCUGGACGAUCUUCCCUCAGUCCAAAUGAGCCAUUUCUUCCACGAGCACGACGAUUUAUGGAAGACCAACUAUCCCCAAUACGCUAAAUUCGAGAGGAAAAACGAGGCCGACAGCGGUGUAUGGAAACCCUCUGGAGGUAGCUCCAGUAACGGUAUCUACGAGGUUUAA
Phyllotreta striolata is the source of this 410-nucleotide messenger RNA. The record is from the annotation of a GenBank genome assembly. NCBI's taxonomy places the organism in Eukaryota, Metazoa, Arthropoda, Insecta, Coleoptera, Chrysomelidae.